This is a messenger RNA of Aspergillus ochraceoroseus IBT 24754, 1851 nucleotides long. RefSeq lists its product as uncharacterized. NCBI's taxonomy places the organism in Eukaryota, Fungi, Ascomycota, Eurotiomycetes, Eurotiales, Aspergillaceae. The transcript has 3 exons. The record is from RefSeq and is a predicted model, not a curated record. Bases 1 to 1851 code for a protein of 616 amino acids. Gene Ontology annotation, molecular function: phosphonoacetate hydrolase activity.
AUGCUGUCGUCUGUGGAAUCAAACACUCAGGCUGCGAUUUCCGCCCUCUUCGUGUUUCUCGAGGCCCAAGGACAGGGAGAUUACCUAGGAGAGCGAAUUACGCAGCUCGAGCACUCGCUGCAAUGCGCCCAUCUCGCGCGCCAGUCGCCUGAAUACGGGAACGACAAGGAAGUGGUCCUAGCUGCCCUCCUGCAUGAUGUCGGUCGGUUCAUCCCUGCUGCCAACAAAAUGGCCCGGAUGGUCGGAACCGACGGCAAGUUUAUUGGGAGACAGAGUCACGAAAUUCUCGGCGAGAAUUAUCUCCGCGAGUUGGGAUUUAGCCAGAAGGUCUGCGCGCUGGUUGGUGCUCAUGUUAUGGCCAAGAGGUACCUAGUUGCCACGGACAAGGCGUACUAUGAUGGGUUGAGUGAGACAAGCAAGCGCACUUUGGUCUACCAGGGAGGUGCUUCCUUCUUCACUCCAGAGCAGAUCAAGGAAGCCCAGGCGGAUCGUCUGUUAGAUGCCAAACUGGCUGUCAGACGAUGGGAUGACCAGGCUAAGGACCCGAAUUUCACGGCGCCGCCGCUGGAAGAAUAUCGGCAGUUGGCAUACGAGUGUCUUCUGGUAGAAUCACGCAACACCUUCAUGCUCCAUUCCCGAGAGUAUCACCUCCCUCAAGCCCCCACGGUGGUCGUCUGUAUUGACGGUUUCGAUCCCGAAUACCUUGCCUCCGGUAUCGAGCGAAACGAUCUUCCUACUUUCAAGUCCAUGGUAGAGAACGGAUUUCACGCAACAGCGACAAGUUGCAUGCCCUCCUUCACUAAUCCAAACAAUGUCUCCAUAAUCACAGGUGCUCCUCCGGCCAUGCAUGGAAUCGCAGGGAACUUUUUCCUGGACCGUGCUACCGGCAAGGAACGGAUGAUUACAGACGACACGCUUCUGCGGGGCUCCACUCUCCUCGCGAAGAUGGCCGAGAGGGGCGUGCGCGUGGCAGCCAUUACGGCGAAGGAUAAGCUGCGCAGGAUUCUCGCCCACGGGUGUCAAACGCCGCCGGCAAUUUGCUUUUCCUCUGAGCGGGCGGCGGAAUGCACGGUGGAAGAGAAUGGAAUAUCUGGUGUAGAGCAGUGGUUGGGUCGACCCGCGCCGAGCCAGUAUUCUGGCGACCUCUCGCUCUACGUGCUGGACGCGGGUAUCAAGCUACUUCAAGAAGAAAGAGCCGACUUCUUCUAUCUCACUCUGUCCGAUUUUAUCCAGCAUAAGCAUGAACCGGGGAGUAAAGAGGCGGAUCAAUUUAUGAAAGGGAUUGAUGACCGGCUGAGGGAAUUGGUGGAGCUUGGGGCCGUGGUCGGAGCCACUGGAGACCAUGGUAUGAGCGCAAAAUCCAAUGCCAACGGAGAACCUAAUAUCCUCUUCCUGGAGGACGUGCUGAAUGAGAGGUUCGGCGUUGAAGCGACCCGUGUUAUCUGUCCCAUUACAGAUCCAUUCGUACGGCACCAUGGCGCCCUGGGCUCCUUUGUACGCGUGUACCUUAAGGAUGUAACACAACUGGAGUCAGUGAUCUCUGUUUGUCGGUCUCUUCCUGAGGUUUGGGAAGUGUUGAGCGGAUAUGAAGCAGCUAGAAAGUACGACAUGCCUCCGGAUCGAGAGGGCGAUAUCGUAGUCAUUUCGACUGCGAAUAGCGUCAUUGGGAGCAGCAGGGCGAAGCAUGAUCUCUCGACUGUAAAAGAUCAUCCAUUGCGGUCACAUGGGGGCCUUAGCGAGCAAGAUAUACCAGUUAUCACCUCCCGACCGGUUAAAGAUCCUGAAGCGGCAGGGGCAAGGAACUGGAGAAACUACGAUAUCUUUGAUUUGGUGCUCAAUUGUUGCGCAUAA